CAGGCGGCUGCCCACGUGGGCGGAGGUCGCGGGCGGCUGCGGGGCGGCGCUCAUGAGCCGCUACCUGGUGCCGCUGUCCGCGCUCGGCUCGGCGCUGGGGGCCGCGGUGCUGCUCAAGGACCAUGUGGCUGGAGGGAGGUGUCCCAGCAAGGCCACCAUCCCCGGGAAGACCGUCAUCGUCACGGGCGCCAACACGGGCAUCGGGAAGCAGACGGCCCUGGAGCUGGCACGGAGAGGUGCCACGGUCAUCCUGGCCUGUCGCGACCUGGACAAGUGUGAGGAGGCCGCGCGCUUCAUCCGUGGGGAGACGCUCAACACUCGCGUGCGCGCCCGCCGCCUGGACCUGGCCUCCCUGCGCUCGGUCCGCGAGUUCGCGGCCGGGGUCAUCGCAGAGGAGCAGCAGGUGCACGUGCUGGUUAACAAUGCGGCCGUCAUGCGCUGCCCCCACUGGACCACGGAGGACGGCUUCGAGAUGCAGCUGGGGGUCAACCACCUGGGCCACUUUCUCCUGACCAACCUCCUGCUGGACAAGCUGAAGGCGUCGGCCCCCGCGCGCGUCAUCAACCUCUCGUCCCUGGCACACGUGGCCGGACACAUGGACUUCCAGGACCUGAACUGGGAGAAGAGGGACUAUGACACCAAGGCCGCCUACUGCCAGAGCAAGCUGGCCCUCGUGCUCUUCACCCGGGAGCUGGCCCGGCGGCUGCAAGGCACCGGCGUGACCGUCAAUGCUCUGCACCCUGGGGUGGCCAGGACGGAGCUGGGCAGACACACCGGCAUGCACAGCUCUGCCUUCUCCAGCUUCACGCUCGGACCCAUCUUCUGGCUGCUGGUCAAGAGCCCCCAGCUGGCAGCCCAGCCCUGCACGUACCUGGCUGUGGCGGAGGAGCUGGAAGGCGUCUCUGGGAAGUACUUCGAUGGAUUCAAAGAGAAGGCCCCGGCUCCCGAGGCUCAGGAUGACGAGGUGGCCCGGAGGCUCUGGGCUGAGAGUGCCCGACUGGUGGGCUUGCAGGAGUCCCCUGGGCCCUCUGUGAGCGCACAGCCUCCCCCCAAAUAAACACAGGACACAGGAGCAGGUGUGAAGGCCCAGCCUCCAGGGCGGAGCCUCAACACAGCCUGGGCGGACUACCCUGCCUCAGCACCUCUAGGUGGCAGUGUGGGACAAGGAUCCUGGAGUGCGGAGCCUGCAGCAUCCUCUAGGUGGCAGCAGUGAGCAAGGAGCCUGGAGUGCCAUGCUCACAAUAUCCUCUUGGGAUUGUUGGACAAGGACCACUGGAGUGCCGUGCCUGCAGCUUCCACUAGGUGGCAGCGUCGAGCAAAGAAUGCUGGGAUGUCAUGCAUACAGCAUCCACUAGGUGGCAGUGUUGGGCAGAGAAUGUCGGGUGCCAUGCAUACAGCAUCCACUAGGUGGCAGCGUCAAGCAAAGAAUGCUGGGGUUCCAUGCCUGCAGCUUCCACUAGGUGGCAGUGUUGGGCAAAGAAUGCCAGGAUGCCAUGCCUACCGCAUCCACUAGGUGGCAGUGUUGGUUAAAGAAUGCCGGGAUGCCAUGCAUACAGCAUCCACUAGGUGGCAGCGCAGGACAAGGAAUGCUGGGGUGCCAUGCCUGCAGCUUCCACUAGGUGGCAGCGCAGGACAAGGAAUGCUGGGGUGCCAUGCCCGAAGCUUCCACUAGGUGGCAGUGCAGGACAAGGAAUGCCACCGCUCCUGUGCACACGUGCCAGUGUGGGCCAAGCCGUGUUAUCCUGUUCUCUCGCCUUUCUGGCCAGUGGAAUCAGGCAGCACUUGAGCACCUGAGCCGGGCAGUGGUGGAGCCCCUGCCCUGCCGCCCAUAGGAGCUGGGCCAGCAGACGUCCCCCCCCCGAGGAUCUAGCUCACCGUGGACACAUCAGGUCAGAGGCCACCGUGGGGUGGGAGCCGACAGCUCGGGCUUCCCUGUGAGACUCCAGCCUCUCCAUGCCUCAGUUUCCCCGCCUGGACCACGUGUAGAAUAACCCCGGGACCUCGGGAUGCCGCUGCCUGGCCUGGGACCCCGGGGACAGGACAUGCCUGCUCAGGAUGUCCCACGUGCGGCUGCCCAAGGCUGUGGCCUCUCAGACUUGCUGAGGUUGGUCCUGGGCCUGGCCCGCCAGAACCCGCAGGUGCGCCUGGCCCCACGUGUCAGCACCAGCCUCACAGCACAGCAGGCCCGUUCCUGUCAGGACGUGGGGCGGGGGAAGAAUCCUGCACAUCCAAGCGUCAGGUCCCCGGUUUGGUCUCUGGUGUCACAUCUUAUGCUGGAGUGAUGCUCUUGUUCUGUCUCCUGUGAAAUAAAUAAAAUCUGUAAAAAGUAA
Messenger RNA from Erinaceus europaeus (western European hedgehog), 2330 nucleotides. RefSeq names its product retinol dehydrogenase 13 (gene RDH13). The transcript has 7 exons. Gene Ontology annotation, molecular function: oxidoreductase activity. The record is from RefSeq and is a predicted model, not a curated record. Bases 53 to 1057 code for a protein of 334 amino acids. Lineage: Eukaryota; Metazoa; Chordata; Mammalia; Eulipotyphla; Erinaceidae.